Amaranthus tricolor (Joseph's coat) is the source of this 851-nucleotide messenger RNA. Its product is annotated as NADH dehydrogenase [ubiquinone] 1 alpha subcomplex subunit 6-like. The coding region runs from base 114 to 509 and encodes 131 amino acids. Gene Ontology annotation, biological process: response to oxidative stress. The record is from RefSeq and is a predicted model, not a curated record. NCBI's taxonomy places the organism in Eukaryota, Viridiplantae, Streptophyta, Magnoliopsida, Caryophyllales, Amaranthaceae. The transcript is spliced from 2 exons.
UGGUUCAAUAUUUUUCGCACCAGUGGGCCCUUUCCAAGAGAGGACCUCGAGGAAUUCCGAGUUACAUUCUUCCCUUCCUCGUUGCUGGUUCUGUAAGCUCGACGAAAGCAAAAAUGGCCGCUGUUUGGAGAUCGAAGGUACCCCCGAAUUCAGCAACCGUUGAAGAAGCUCGCAAAAGAGUGUUUGAAUUCUUUAAGUUAGCCUCUAGAUCACUUCCUAAAGUUAUGGAUAUCUACAAUCUCGAGGAUGUCACCAAUGUAUCUCAACUUCGCUCCUCCAUCUCUUCUCAGAUCCGCAAGAACUCUCACAUCAAAGAUCCUAAGGUAAUCGACAUGCUACUCUUCAAAGGAAUGGAGGAACUCGAAAACAUUGUGGAACAUUCAAAGCAGCGUCACCACAUCGUUGGCCAGUAUGUUGUGGGACAACAAGGGCUUGUUCAGGAUUUGGGUACCAAAGAUCAGGGUAUCUCUCCAUUCCUUAAAAACUUCUACGGAAGUAACUACUUCUAAAUCAUCUUGCAUGGUAAAUCCUUUCCAGUUUGUAGACAUUCAAAUAAAAUCAGUAUCUAACUACAAUGUUUUACUGCUGGGAAAUCAAUUUUCAGUUUUUGGAUUUAUAUAAUGAACAUGAUGCCUGCCUGAUCUUACUUUCCUUGUAUAAGCAUGGCAUCAUUAUCACCAGCUAGAAAUUCAUUGUUUCCCCAGUUUUCUGUUCUUUCUUGGAUUCUGGAGUGGGACAGUAAUUAGUGCGUGGGGCAACAAGUUUUGAGUGAUUCAGAAUCAUUGUGUUUAAUCGAUUUGAUGAUGGAAAUAAUUAUUUACGUGAUUAUCAUAACAUUGUGAUAGGCACAC